UCCCGUGCGGCAUUCCUUACUCUAUUGUUACAUUGUAACAAACCGGGGCAGAAGAGAGGCCCGCAGGGUCCUCGGGCCGACAAACACUACACCUAAUUUUUGUUUUUCUUUCUUUCGGUGUGGAAACAAAACGUUGCGAUUUGUCGAAACAUAGCGCCGAACACAGACACCUAUUCAAAGGGAAAAUAAACCUCGAAGGCUCGACUCUGUUUGGUCUUUUUCAAUGCGGGCAUUUUAAAGGAUCAUCUGUUUUAUCUCCAUUUUAUCCGAUGUAUCCACGCCAGGAUUUUUCAAUUUUUUUGUGAAUGAGGUCCUUGUCUGCCUUCGUCUGCCCCGUUUUUUUCUUUUAAGAGCUUGACUGCAACGUUACAUACUCGCAUUGGCUUCUUGGUCGACAAACCUCCCUUUAUAAUACAAGUAAAGAGUAAUAUUAAUUUUUUACGAUGCUUAAAUGAUGUGGCAUCACCAUAGCUUCGUGAUCAAUCUGUUAUUUCCCUUUUGAUCCGACCAUUUCCAUGGGCUGAAGUCGCUUUUUUGUCUGUCAUCUUGUAACCUUGUGGAACUCAGCUACAUAAAAGCCGAAUCUUCAAAGAAAAUAAUUAAAGCAACAGUACGAUUUAAAGGCUCUCUGUUUCUGCCCAAGACGCCGUGUUUCCAUGGAGACAGUGUUAUCUCGCGGCCUGAAGCGCAGAUUCGAGGAGGUGGACAGCGGUUCGCCGUGUUCCACACCAAAAUAUUCGGACGAUGACAUCUCCAGCAGUGACAGUGCAGAUAGCUGCGACAGUCUUAAUGCUCCCUCCAGCUCUCUCACACCUCCCUCCAUUCUUAGAAGACACAAGGCCUCUUUAGGUCGUAAACAGGUACGCUUCGACGCAGUGACGGUUUACUAUUUCUCCAGAAAGCAAGGCUUUACCAGUGUGCCCAGCCAAGGUGGGAGCUCUCUGGGCAUGGCACGGCAUCACUGCGCCAUACGCCAUUACACCCUUGGCGAGUUUGCACGAGAACAGGAGAGCAGCCACAAGCUUGUACUGCGUCAGCACCUACGACAAGAAAAGCUCAAUGCUCGCAAGUUAAAGCUGACACGGAAUGGAACUGUGGAUAGUCCGGAGGCCGAGUUGCUUACACUGGACGACAUAUCGGAUGAGGAUCUGGACGUGGAAAGCGUAGAUGUGGAUGACUGCUUCUUCCUCCAGCCUCUCCCCACGAAGCGGCGCCGAGCGCUACUGAGGGCCUCGGGGAUCGCCCGCAUAGAUGCCAGAGAGAAGGCCGAGCUGCGUGCCAUACGUCUUUCCCGUGAGGAAUGCGGCUGUGACUGCCGCUUCUACUGCGACCCUAGACACUGCGGCUGCAGCCAGGCUGGAAUCAAAUGCCAGGUGGACCGGAUGUCCUUUCCAUGCGGCUGCACCCGUGACGGUUGCGGCAACUCAGCUGGCCGAAUUGAGUUCAACCCUCUUCGUGUGCGUACACACUAUCUCCACACCAUCAUGAAGCUUGAUGUGGAUAAGAGAACCCUACCUGGUGUUCGGUCAGGAGAAGACGGUGCAGAGGAGGCCGAGUUGGUCUCCUCACCAUCUCUGUCCCUUUCGCCCUUGGACUCGGACGUGGAAACCCAGAGUAUCCAGGACCUGCAAGAGGAACAGUGUGACAGCCUGGAACGUGAGAAUGAAACAGCCGUCCUCCACCUGCAGAGCGCCGAAGAACUAGAGAGGAGGCGCGAACAAGAGGAGCAGCAGGUAGAGGAAGCGGAGACCUCCGAUCCAACUCUCUGCCUCCUGCAAGGAGCCUUGACCGGCCAGGCUGGGAUGGAGGACAUGGAGGGAGUUCUUCUAGAAGGACAUUUUCCCGAAGGUGCCACCUUGCUUUGUAUUACAGAGAACCAUGCAGAUGACCAGAGGCUGCUCAAAGACCCUGCUUCUGUCCUCUACUAUCAGGUAGGUCACAUGGAGACGGCUUCCUUUGAGGCACUUCCUGCACAAGUCGAAGAAGUGGUGAGCGACGUCGGGGAUCCAGAGGCGGAGAGCGAUCGGCAAAAACAAGAAACCUGCGGGCAGGAUUCGGCCGAACGCUCAUCUGCUGAAGUACCGUCGCCUCCGGAAAGUAACCUGAACGGGGGCGAAGAGCAUCUUUGUCCAGAACAGGUCUCAAAUGACAAGGAAUGCCUUGAGACGUGCCUGGCACUGGAUGAAAAGGCAGUACAGCUUCCUCCAGAAGUGUAAAGCCUAUCACCUCUGCAGAUGUUUUGCACAAGUUAGUCAAUAAAUUGAAAGACAGCCUACUCCACACAGUGCAGUAUGUUACCAGACUGCACAAAGUUGAUUUAUUGUUAAAGAAACAAAUGAUCUACAUGAGUUUGUACCAGAUUUAAUUGCCGAUACGCAUGUACUGUAUUCAAAAUAAGUUGUCAGUGGUAAAAUAAGUUAUUAAAAAGAAAAACAUAGAUUAAUUUAUUUAAAAAAAGAUAAAGAAACUCAAGAGAAUGGGAGAUCUUGAUUUAACAAGUGUUUUUUUUUUCAAUGCAGUAUCGGUUCAUUAUUUGAUACUGGUGGACAAUGUGGCCUUCAUGUUGAGGAACAAGCAUUUUCAGGAUUAACCAGUGGCUUUCUGGCAGUUCUGGCACCCUAAUGCUGCGUUCAGACCAGCCACGGUAAAGGCGUCAAGCGCGAGUGAUUUCAAUCUUAAGUCAAUGUAAAGACAUUGACGCGCGUCUGGAGGUCUCGCGGCGUGAAUGAGCCGUUUUUAGCGUGGCGCGUUAGAAGUGAUUCGGCCUCAUUCGCGCGAAUUGAGUGUUGCCGUGGCAAUCGCGCAAGUUGAAAAAUUUGAAAUUUGGCGGAAAAACGCGCCUAGUUAACCAAUCAGGAGCUUGCUCUAGUAGUGACGUGAUUACAGGAAUCGAGCAGAGUCGCAGAAGCCCCUCCCAUGACUAGAAUUUCA
Paramisgurnus dabryanus is the source of this 2931-nucleotide messenger RNA. RefSeq names its product cysteine-serine-rich nuclear protein 2 (gene csrnp2). NCBI's taxonomy places the organism in Eukaryota, Metazoa, Chordata, Actinopteri, Cypriniformes, Cobitidae. Gene Ontology annotation, cellular component: nucleus. Gene Ontology annotation, molecular function: sequence-specific DNA binding; DNA-binding transcription factor activity, RNA polymerase II-specific. The record is from RefSeq and is a predicted model, not a curated record. Gene Ontology annotation, biological process: regulation of transcription by RNA polymerase II.